AGGGACGCGAGCGGCGCGCCGGCGGCGGGCUCGGCUCGGAGGCCGCGGAGACCCGCGCGGAGCCCAAAGUUUGCGCGCAGCCCCCCGGGCGGCGGCGCGCGGGGGGCCGGGACCGCCCUGCGCGGCGCCCUCGCCCCGCGGGGCCCCGCGCCCGCCCCGGCCGCGCCGAGGGUCGCCGGCGGCCACGCGGAGGCGGCCGGGAGCGGCGCCGCGGCAGGUGCGGCAGGGUGUACAUGUAGCCCGGAGAAGGAGCCCAUGGCUUUAGCUGGCUGUCCGGAUUCCUUCGUGCACUGUCCCUACUACCAGGACCAGGUGGAGCAGACACCCCCUGUCAGCGCACGCAGGACACCCCCUGUCAGCCUGGCAGGACCCGGCUUCCCCGCGCCGUCUGACCGGCUCACCACCCACCAGGAGGAUGACGUAGAUCUGGAAGCCCUGGUGAACGAUGUGAGUGCGUCCCUGGAGAGCCUGUACCCGGCGUGCGGCAUGCAGUCGGACACGGCGCCCCUGCUGCAGAACGGCCAGCACGCCCGCAGCCCGCCGCCCUCAGGAGCACGGUCCCCGCAGCCGCAGGCGGCCCCGAGACUGCAGGUGCAGCGCUCGCAGCCCAUGCACAUCCUCGCCGUCAGACGCCUGCAGGAAGAAGACGACCAGUUCCGAACCUCUUCUCUGCCGGCCAUCCCCAACCCUUUCCCGGAGCUCUGCGGCCCCGGGAGCCCCCCGCUGCUGACCAGGGGUUCCUUACCUCCCAGCCAGGCGGCUGCGAAGCAGGACGUUAAAGUCUUCAGCGAAGACGGGACGAGCAGGGUGGUGGAGAUCCCGGCAGACAUGACGGCCAGAGACCUGUGCCAGCUGCUCGUUUACAGAAGCCACUGCGUGGACGACAACAGCUGGACGCUCGUGGAGCACCACCCACAUCUGGGACUAGAAAGGUACCUGGAAGACCAUGAGCUGGUGGUCCAGGUGGAGAGCACCCUGGCAAGUGAGAGCAAGUUUUUAUUUAGGAAGAAUUACGCAAAAUACGAGUUUUUCAAAAAUCCUACGAAUUUCUUCCCAGAGCAGAUGGUGACUUGGUGCCAGGAGUCAAACGGCAGUCACAGCCAACUUUUGCAGAACUUUCUCAACUGCAGUAGCUGUCCUGAAGUCCAAGGGUUUUUGCAUGUGAAGGAGCUUGGGAAGAAGUCGUGGCGAAAGCUGUACGUGUGUUUGCGGAGGUCGGGCCUUUACUGCUCCACUAAGGGGGCGUCAAAGGAGCCCAGACACCUGCAGCUGUUGGCGGGCUUGGAGGACAGCGGCAUAUUCUCCCUGAUCGCCGGCAGGAAGCAGUACUGUGCGCCCACCGACUAUGGCUUCUGCAUAAAGCCCAACAGAGUCCGGAGCGAGACGAAGGAGCUACGGCUGCUGUGUGCCGAGGACGAGCAGGGCAGAACGUGCUGGAUGACUGCGUGCAGGCUCCUCAAGUAUGGCACGCUCCUGUACCAGAACUACAGAAUCCCGCCUCAGAGGAAGCCCUUGCUCCCCUCCUUCUCAACACCAGUGCGCAGCGUCUCGGAGAACUCCCUCGUGGCCAUGGACUUUUCCGGGCAAACAGGAAGAGUGAUCGAGAACCCGGCCGAAGCCCAGAGCGCAGCCCUGGAGGAAGGCCACGCCUGGAGGAAACGGAGCACGCGGAUAAAUGUCCUCAGCAGCCAAAGUCCCCUCCACCCCUCUACCCUGAGCACAGUGAUUCAUCGGACACAGCACUGGUUCCACGGCCGCAUCUCCAGGGAGGAGUCGCACAGGAUCAUUAAACAGCAGGGGCUGGUGGACGGGCUUUUUCUCCUCCGAGACAGCCAGAGCAAUCCAAAGGCUUUUGUGCUCACGCUGUGUCAUCAUCAGAAAAUUAAAAAUUUCCAGAUCUUACCUUGCGAGGAGGACGGGCAGGUAUUCUUCAGCCUUGACGACGGGAACACCAAAUUCUCCGACCUGAUCCAGCUCGUGGACUUCUACCAGCUCAACAAAGGAGUCCUGCCUUGCAAACUGAAGCAUCACUGCAUCCGAGUGGCCUUAUGACCUCACACGGACUCUCGGCGAAGACGGGGAAGCUGACACUGGACCGAGGGAAGGGGAUGUGCGUCGCGGAGAGCACACGUCUGUUCUGCACCCUGGGUGGGGUGGGGGCGGGGGGCGGUCCGUCGGAGCCGCCCGCCGGGACGGAUCGGUGUCCGGCCUGGAUGGCGGUGAUUUGCUGCUGCGGAGCCGGCGGGAGCACCUCCCUUGGCGCCGGCGACAUCAGGGAGGCGCGGGUGGAGAGGAAGCCGGCGCGGCGGCCUCGGCCCGGCCACGUGGCGCGAGAGCCGGAGACGAGUAAUUGGAAAUGAACUCUUGCCCUGGAAUAAUCUUGACAAUUAAAACUGAUAUGUUUACUUUUUUGUAUCGAUCACUUUUUGCACUCCUUCUUGGUUCUCCACGUUGUGCUCAGCCUCUGUCGGAGGGGCGUGGCGCCUGCGGGGGCAGGUGGCUCCGGCCUGAGCCCGCGCUCCGGAGACUGACCCGGGGCCCGCCGCGUGCAGGGGCCGCGGGCGGACUCGGCUUCCGGGUAACUAACCACCCCCAGCCCUUCCACGAAUACUUGAAGAGCUUCUUUUUAAAAAAACAAAGGGCGUCACCUGCGGCGGGCAUUUGGCACGUUUUGUGGACCCAGGCAACCACGUCUGUCGGCCCCUUUCCCUGCGCGCAGGUGUCCUGCGCGCUGUCACCAGUAUGUCGUGUCCUCCACAGUUCAGGAGACCUGGGGGUGUUUUUGGGGAAACGUGUCCCCCCAUGACACAGUGGACCCUAGCUGGACGCGGGGGGCGUCCCGGGACACAGCGGGCACCCCGUGUGUGCCGCUGGGGGCCGCCCUCUCCGCCUGUUCUAGGGCAGUCCGCUGCCUUAUCCCCCACCCCCCGCAGCGGCUGGGCCCGUCCCUCCCGGGGUUGAAGGAUCUAAAAGGAAAAUGAUGGUUGGCUUUCCGCUGUGGCCCCUGGGUUUCUCUAGUGAUGAAGACAGAAACAGUGGAAAGGGCACCUCUGCAGCCUGGCAUUUAAAGGUCUUCAAUCGAUGGCCUCCCAUCCUGCUGAAAACCGUGGGCUGGUGCACGCGGGGCCUUGGCCUUGGCCGGCUGGCUCUCAAAAGUACCUCACAGCAGUUGUGGGCAUUGAAGAAUCUUAAUAAGGCAACACUGCUUCCCCCUCUGGGGGGCUGAGUCACACGGGGGGGAGGGAGGAGGGCUGGAGUGUCCCUCCGCCCUGCCCCUGAGUGGAGUCACCAGGUGGGAGAGUGGCCUUGUCCUUCCCUUCAGUCUCUGCAGAGCAGAAAGGUCUCCCUUGACAGGUGUACAGGCCACUGUGGUGAAAAUGGUCCCCUUUUCUGAGAUCAGUCGCCAUGCAUGACUGGGCCUCUGGAUGGGUGCCAGCCACUAGGUGGCCUGGCCGGGACCCAGCACCGUGCCCCAGAGGAAUGUGCCCACGAUGUGGGACACACGUGGCCAGCUCCAGUGACACAGACGCCCCAAAGGAAGGCUCUCUAGGGUCUAGAAACACUGUAUCUCGCUUUACAGGGCUCACUCCACUCGUCUUCCGUGAAACGUCUGCCUACACAAAGACAGACUUGGUAGUACAGCGUUUUGAACCACGAACGCUCAGCUGCGUUUUCUUCCUUCUGUAGCCAGUUCUGUCUUUCAGACCAGGGACAAGUAGGGAAUUCUCAAGUCCUACCUGGCAGCAAGCUUCUGGUGCCCUUCACCUUGAGUGGCUCUUUUUUCACACUGUUAGACAACGCCAGACAUUUUUCUCUUCACCGGUUGGAAAUCGAACCUUAAAAAAAUUCUAUGAUUUCUUUCUUUUUCUUUUUUGCUCUUUACAUAAACCAGUAAGAUGAGACUCUCACGGCCCUCUCCGAUGGCAUCCACAGCAUUUUGUAUUUAUAAACCUGCGUUUUCUUUAAAAGGAAGACAAAAGCUGUCCUCUGAUGCACAGUGUGUAUGUGUUGCUGGUUUGAUGUAGUCUCUUGGACCUCCCUGGCUGCAGUGAAAUGCUGGAGGGUGUCAGACCUCCCCCCGCCCCCCCAAGCCUACAGCUGUGUCACCGCUCUGCCUGGUGGCUGGGAGUUCCCUCCAAGAGGAGCCAGUCCCUCGAGGAUGCAGGCAUCCGGCCCGGCGACCCAGGGACUGAAGGGCGUUUGAGUUUUAUUUUUAUAUUUAGAUGACAUGAAUGUAAACGGAACAGCUCAGGGUCAUUUUAGAGCCUGUUGACUUUUUUAAUCUCUCUGCCUGUGAUUUCCCUCUGUGAAAUGAAAACCCCACGCAGCACCCUGGACUUUGUUGGGAAGGAAAUACCAAAUGCUUCGGGGAUUUGAGUGUUCCUAGGUGAGCUCUGUCACCCUCAGUCGUAGAGUUCCAGAACGUUGUUUUUGUUUGCUAAACCUUGAAGAGAAUAUGUGCCUCAGCCUAGCUGUUUUGUCCUCUCUUUUCUGCACUUAAUACCUGAUGGUUUGACCAAGAGACACACCUUUGUGGGGCGGGACCUGCUCGCGGUGGAUCAUGAUGUCACAGCACUGGCGGCAGUGACCACAGUGUGGCCUGAUCUGUACACGUUUUCAGGGAAUGCGGAAAGUGUUAAGAGACAAAACCUUUAUUCCACGUGCUUUCCUCCUUUCUGUACAUAGCUCUUCGGCUUGUGAACCUAAUUGUAAACGUUCAGGUAUUUUUGUACAAAUAACGGACUGAUGUUCUGUUUCUUGUAAUUAGAAAUAAACGUUACUACGGUGUUCUUCAUU
This is a messenger RNA of Hyaena hyaena (striped hyena), 4797 nucleotides long. It is a transcript of the gene GRB10, whose product is annotated as growth factor receptor bound protein 10. The record is from RefSeq and is a predicted model, not a curated record. Gene Ontology annotation, biological process: insulin receptor signaling pathway; negative regulation of insulin receptor signaling pathway; negative regulation of Wnt signaling pathway. The transcript has 17 exons. NCBI's taxonomy places the organism in Eukaryota, Metazoa, Chordata, Mammalia, Carnivora, Hyaenidae. The coding region runs from base 256 to 2052 and encodes 598 amino acids. Gene Ontology annotation, molecular function: insulin receptor binding.